This is a messenger RNA of Funneliformis caledonium, 2568 nucleotides long. NCBI's taxonomy places the organism in Eukaryota, Fungi, Glomeromycota, Glomeromycetes, Glomerales, Glomeraceae. The record is from the annotation of a GenBank genome assembly.
AUGAAGUCUUCGUAUAGAAUACUCGUUUACUUGCUGAUAUUAUGUUUCGCGGUUUCAAAUGUUUAUGGUGAAGCACGAAUCUUUGAAGUCUCCGACGUUGAUACUCUAAACAAUUCUUAUAUUAUACAAUAUGAAUCAACGUUAACCUCAAAGAUCACACUAGAUAGAAUUAAAAAUGCUGGAAUAAAAUACACAUUAAGACAAGAUUUAGAAAACAUCAUGAACGGUAUAUCCGUAAAGCUUGAAAAUCAUGAGGAUCUGCAUAAAUGUGCUGAAGUUUCUGGAAUCAACAACAUUUGGCCUGUGAGAAAGUUUCAUCCAAGAUUAUUUACUGCAGAUAAUAUAACGGGCCUAGGCACCUUUCGACAAAAUAGUGGAUUCGAUGGUUCAGGAGUUAAAGUUGGAAUCAUUGAUAACGGACUUGAUUAUAUGCAUCCAGCUUUCGGAAAGUGUUUCAAAACGCCAGGAUGUAAAACGCAAUUUGGUUACGACUUCGUAGGUGAUGGAAAUGUUUUCAAUCCAAAUCCCGACGACGACCCUCUUGAGACAUGCGAAGGUCACGGGACGCAUGUUGCAGGAAUCAUUGCUGCGGACGAUCACGAAAGACAUUUUACUGGUGUAGCCCCUGGAGCUACACUUGGAAUUUACAGAGUUAUCGAUUGUUCUUCAUCAACUACGGAUGACUUAAUUAUUAAAGGAUUGGAAAAAGCGACCGUUGAUGGGAUGGAUGUUAUAAAUAUGUCUCUAGGAGGAAAUUUUCAAGCUUGGGGCGACACACCACUUGGAAUCGUUCUUAACGAUCUGGCUCUUAAAGGCUUUGUCAUGGUUGUUUCUGGUUCAAAUGCUGGUAAUAAUGGAUUAUUUGCCGCAGGUAACCCUGAUUCCACACCUAACGUCAUAACCGUCGGUCACGUGGACAAUUUUCAAUUCUUUUCUUUUGUGUUGAAACCGAGUAACGAUCCAAAAAAGCUAAUUCCUUAUGCUACCACACGUAUAUCUUUGAGGUUUCCAUUUACUGGACCUCAUCCAAUCGUUAUUGCAAACACCACAGAAAACGAACCCGAAUUUGAUGGUUGCGAUCCAUACAAUAAAUCUUUAAACGGCAAGAUCGCUUUAAUACGUCGUGGAGAUUGUGAUGUUCGAUUUAAAAUCGAAAAUGCUGCAGAUGCUGGCGCUACUGCUGUGAUGUUUUAUAAUACCGAUGAUUCAUUACCGGGUACUGUACCUUUAUCAAUCCAUUUUCCAAGCUUAUCAAUCAGUAAAGUAGAUGCUGAAUAUUUGAAAAAGCAAAUUCGAAAGAAUUCCAGCUUGACAGUUUCUUUUCCGGAAAAGGUAAUUGUGAUCCCACUUGAAGAUGCCGGUAAACCUUCAAGAUCAAGUUCGUGGGGUCCAACUUUUGAUAUGGAUAUUAAACCUGAAGUAAUGGCACCUGGAGGUCGUAUAUUCAGUACAUACCCAAGAAAUUUAGGAAGUUAUGCCACCAUUUCUGGAACGUCGAUGGCGGCAGCAUAUGCAUCUGGAAGCAUAGCACUUUAUAUGCAAGCAACGGGAUUAAGGAGAGGAACGAUCGAUCCAAUAAAACUUCGAGAACUUCUUACAUAUACUGCCAAUCCAAUUUACCCCGAUUCAAAAGAUGAAAACGCAAAGAUUCCAAUUUCAGUCGAUAAACAAGGAGGAGGACUUAUUGAUAUUGUUGGAGCAAUUAAAGCAAAAGCACUCAUUAAACCAAGCAAAUUAUUACUUAACGAUUCAGCACAUUUUAAUGGAACUCAAACGAUUAGGAUAAAAAACACGGGGAAAAAGACUACAAAGUUUACAUUUUCGCAUAUUCCAUCAGUUUCGGUAAGAGGAUGGUUUGAUAAUCAGUGGGUUGAUACUAGUUCAUUCGUGAUCGAAAAACGUUUUGCCGGGGUGAAAUUCUCAAAGAAUUCCGUCAUUGUGCGACCUGGGGUAACGACCAAAGUGAAAGUUAUAUUUACCCAGCCCAAAAAUUUGCCGAAUGAUUUUGGAAUUUACUCGGGAUACGUCACAAUAAGCGAUUCGGCUCAACAUCAAACAUAUUCACUCCCAUACUUGGGACUAAAAGGUGAUUUACACUCGCUUCCCACUUUAUCGAAUGAUUCGUAUCCAUUUAUUGAAAGAGCUGAUAACAGAGAACGUUUUGAUCGAGAGGAUCAAAUUGCCCGUUUCACAUUGUUUAAAGGAAACGAACGUGAAGAUGUCCCAGUCUUUCUUUACCUCUUGAAUUUUGGUAGCAGACUAGUCAAGCUAGAAUUGUAUCAUAGAGGAGAUUUUACUCAAACAGGAUAUCUAGGACUUUUGGAAUUAGAUCCAGAUUUUAUAAAUCUUGAUACUACAGCUCCUCGAAAUGGUGGAACCGGAGAUUUUCGAGAUACAUUUAAAAUCUGGAGUUCUGGUGCGGUUUCAGACAUCAAUGGGAAUGUCAUUGUAGUACCGAAUGGACAAUAUCAAGCCUUACUUUCAGUUUUAAGACCUUUUGGAGAUCCAAAUAAACAGGAAGACAUUAUGACUUGGAGAUCUCCUAUUAUUGAAAUUGCGCGGCGAUAA